Molecule: messenger RNA, 1065 nt
Organism: Zingiber officinale
Lineage: Eukaryota; Viridiplantae; Streptophyta; Magnoliopsida; Zingiberales; Zingiberaceae
Product: photosynthetic NDH subunit of subcomplex B 1, chloroplastic-like
Exons: 6
Coding region: 1-1065 (354 amino acids)
Biological process (GO): photosynthetic electron transport in photosystem I
Cellular component (GO): NAD(P)H dehydrogenase complex (plastoquinone); chloroplast
Source: RefSeq, a predicted model, not a curated record
AUGGGAUUCAACGUCAAGCUCACCUCGCUCGCCUCCAAGGUCCGCGAUGACGUGUGCCUCUGUUGCUGCGUCAUCUCCGGCGGAGUCUACGAGAACCUCCUCUUCUUCCCCGUGAUCCAGCUCAUCAAGGAUAGGUACCCCGGUGUGCAGAUCGAUGUCGUUGCCUCGCCCAAGGGGAAGCAGGUGUACGAGGUGAACAAGAAUGUGAGGUGGGCGAAUGUGUAUGACCCCGACGAAGAUUUCCCGGAGCCGACGGAGUACGUCAACAUGAUCGGUCUAUUAAAGCUUGCUGGACUUGGCCAUGCAGCAUUCCUGUUCAUGACAUCUACUCGGGACAAAGUAAGCUACGUGUACCCUAAUGUCAAUGUAGCAGGCGCAGGCCUGCUGCUCACAGAGACCUUCACUUCUCCAACCAUGAACCUCUCUGAAUGUGGAUACCACAUGUACGAUGAAAUGGAGGAAUGGUUAGGGAGAUCAUUUUGCAGUGUGCCAAGGCACCCAGUGUCUCCUCUCAGAGUGCCCAUCUCAAAGAAGCUCAGGGCCUAUGUGGAAGAAAAAUACAGUAAAGUCGGAGUUCGAAAGGGGGGAUUUGUUGUCAUUCAUGGCAUUGAAACAGAUUCUGUGGCUUCAAUGAGAUCCAAGGGGGACAGUGAUAGCUUGUUGCCGAUCCAAGUUUGGGUUGAAAUAGUAAAAGGUUUGAGGGUUGUGAAGCCUCUCUUUGUCAUCCCACAUGAGAAAGUGAGGGAGGAUGUAGAGGAAGUGGUCGGAGAUGACACACAUAUCUUCUUCAUUACCACUCCUGGUCAGCUAGCAGCUCUCGUUGAUGAUGCAAUCAGAGUAAUUGCCACAAACACUGCUGCCCUGCAACUCGCUAAUGCUCGCAACAAACCGAGUAUUGCAUUGUUUUCUUCUGAAGAAAAAGCAAACACCUUUGUUCCUAAUGCCCGAGAAAAGAGGUGUUCAAUCAUUGCAUCAAGCACAAGAAAGCUAAUAGACAUUGAUGUUGAGUCUGUGAAGAACACAGUGGAAAUUUUUGAAGGCUCUAAAGUACUAAUUAAUUUUUGA